This is a messenger RNA of Trichobilharzia regenti, 595 nucleotides long. NCBI's taxonomy places the organism in Eukaryota, Metazoa, Platyhelminthes, Trematoda, Strigeidida, Schistosomatidae. The record is from the annotation of a GenBank genome assembly.
AGUCAAGCGAACGUUUUAUUUUGUUUGAAUUUCCCAUGUUUCAAGGUUACAUUGCUACCUCAAACAGAGCGUGAUAUGAGUUGGCAUUUAAUACAGGAUGAAUGAAAAUGUCGUUAAACUUUUACCUAGAAAAGAAUACGUUUCUGCCUACACACAAUAUAUGAGCGAUGAUGGAGGACAAAGACUAUCAGCAGCGGCAAUAGCUGGUAUUUCUAUUGGAGUAAUUGUUGGCGUCCUUAUCUUAAUAUUGAUCGGUGUAUUGAUCUACUACUUUCGUCUACGGCAUAAACGUUAUGAAUGCGCCUAUGAUACAGAAGAAGCUCUGGGAAAUAAUUUCACAUCAGCUGAACACGCCUUACAACAAAAAUAUCAUAAUCAUCCUGAUGUUAAAGCAGAGUUGUAUAUAUAAAAAAGAAGGCCGAAAAAGAAACUCACUCUCUCUCUAUCUCUUGCUCUCUUCGUCUAUGAUUCUUUCUGUACACUAACAAUAUUACAUACUGCUGAUAGGUUGAACAGUAGUAGGUAGCAUGAUGCUUUUAUUUAAUCUGCUUUUACAAAGAACUGCAGAUUUACAUAUAUAUAUAUAUAUAUAUAU